AUGGCUCUAGAAGAUAGCCCCAACACAGAUGGAAUCCACAUUUCCAAGUCAAGUGGUAUCAACAUUGUGCAUUCAAGAUUCGAAACGGGAGACGAUUGCAUCUCUCUUGGUCCUGGAAGUAAAUUCAUCAAAAUAACAGACGUCCAGUGUGGUCCAGGUCAUGGAGUUAGCAUCGAUAGCCUCGGAAAGUACCCAAAUGAAGAAGAUGUCUCUGAAGUCAUAGUAAGAGACUCCACAUUUGUUGGCACAAACAACGGUGUGAGGAUUAAAAUAUGGUCAUCUUCACUUCCUAGUUUUGUUACCAAGAUCGCUUUUCUCAAUCUCGAAAUGAAGGACGUAAAAAGUCCUAUUGUCAUUGAUAAAAAAUAUUGCCUUGAUUGCAACAGAAAUAAAAUGGAGAUUACUGAACUAGACUCGAAGUCCGCCAUUAGAGAAUCUCGAAUGAAGAGAAUCAUUAUCCACGGAUUGCGACCAGAACAUAGAAUCUUCGUUAUUGCUGUACAAGGAUGCCCUUCUCAACCAUCACUUGUAGAGUUUGAAGAUUUGUUAGCCAACCAAGAAGCCAUGACUAAACAAAUGAGAGACAUCACAUUUAAGGAAGAAGAAGCACUAUACACAAGUGAAAGUUGGAGCAACAAGAAGUCGUCUACCAAACGUGGAUACAAAAAUGGUGACAAAAGAAGAAGUCAUGAAGGAACUGCACAAUCUGAGAGAGCUUAA
This is a messenger RNA of Cucurbita pepo subsp. pepo (vegetable marrow), 720 nucleotides long. The record is from RefSeq and is a predicted model, not a curated record. NCBI's taxonomy places the organism in Eukaryota, Viridiplantae, Streptophyta, Magnoliopsida, Cucurbitales, Cucurbitaceae.